AUGACUGUGAUUGCAGAAGCGGACAGUGAGUAUUUCCCCCGGGCCUCCAGCCCGGCCAGGGAGAUGCUACCUGGUGAGACUGCGGAAAGUGAAGAAGGCUGGGCAGAUUCAGACGAGAGGGAGGACGGUGCUGUGGAAGGUCUGAGACAACUCAUCGCCCUGGCUUUUGUGAGAGAGAACGCUGGGCCGCAAAAGGAGCUCCAGAGUGCCCGCCAGCCAGGCAAGAAGAAGAGGAAGAAAAAGAGAUGAUUGGUGAUCAAUCUAUCCAACUGCCGGUAUGAAAGCGUGCGCAGGGCUGCCCAGCAGUAUGGCCUUCGAGAGGGAGGGGAGAAUGAAGACUGGACACUCUGCUGGACGGACUUCUCAGUGUCGCUGGAGCGGGUUAUGGAAAUGAAAAGUUACCAGAAAAUCAAUCACUUCCCUGGAAUGAGUGAAAUCUGCCGCAAGGACUUACUGGCCAGGAAUAUGAGCCGGAUGUUAAAGAUGUUCCCUAAAGAUUUCCACUUUUUUCCUAGGACCUGGUGUCUUCCCGCGGACUGGGGAGAUUUGCAGAAUUACAGCAGGUCAAAAAAAAACAAGACCUACAUUUGUAAGCCGGAUUCGGGCUGCCAAGGGAGAGGUAUAUUCAUCACGCGGAGGGUGAGAGAAAUCAAGCCAGGGGAGGACAUGAUCUGUCAGCUCUAUAUUUCAAAGCCCUUCAUCAUCGAUGGGUUCAAGUUCGACCUGCGAAUUUAUGUGCUGCUGACGUCCUGUGAUCCUCUCAGGAUUUUUGUCUACAACGAAGGAUUGGCCCGCUUCGCCACAUCAUCUUACUCCUACCCUUGCACGGACAACCUGGAUGACAUCUGCAUGCACCUGACUAACUACUCCAUUAAUAAGCACAGUUCAAACUUCGUUCAGGAUUCUCACUCUGGCAGCAAGAGGAAACUCUCCACCUUCAACGUGCACAUGGUGACCCAAGGCCACAACGUGGAGCAGAUGUGGAGCGAUAUCGAGGACGUCAUUAUCAAGACCAUCAUCUCGGCCCACGCCACCAUCAAGCACCACUACCACUCGUGCUUCCCCAACCACACGCUCAGCAGUGCCUGCUUUGAGAUCCUGGGGUUCGACAUUUUGCUGGACUGGAAGCUGAAGCCCUGGCUGCUGGAGGUCAACCACUCUCCAAGCUUCUCCACUGACUCCUGGUUGGACAAAGAGGUGAAGGACAGCCUGCUGUAUGACACCUUGGUCCUGAUCAACCUGGGAACCUGUGACAAGAAGAAAAUCCUGGAGGAGGAGAGACAGCGGGGGCGGUUCCUCCAACAAUGUCGUUCUCGGGAGACCAGGAUUGAGGAGGUCAAGGGUUUCCAGGCUGUGUGGUUAGAGAAAACCAAGAAACAUGAGAAGGAAAAUUGUGGAGGGUUCCGGCUGAUUUAUCCCAGUCUGCAUUCGGAGAAGUAUGACAAGUUCUUCCAGGACAACAACUCCCUCUUCCAGAAUACCAUUGCUUCCAGGGCUCGGGAGCUGUACACUCGGCAGCUGAUCCAGGAGCUGAGACUCAAGCAAGAGAAAAGAGCCUCCCGAACCAAAGAGAAGAAGACGGAGGUGCCAGGGGAAUCGGUGGGCGAGCAAACGCGGGCCAAGCACACGGGGAGCUCCAAGCAGAAACAACGGCAGCAGCCUGAGGUCACCCCCCAAGCCUCCAAACAACCCGUGGCCUCGGUGUCCCGCACACCUGAACCACUCUCCGUGGUCAGUCACCCAAAGAAAACCGAAGCGGACAGCGGCCUCGAGGAGGAGGCGCCGAAGCCUGAACCCCGUGGGGCUCUCUCCAAGCCUUCCCCCCCGCGGCGCUACGGCUCUGCCCCCGACCUCAGGAUGUUAGGUCUCGAGUUCCAGGGGGCCAAGUCCGCAUCUGCCGGGAGCAUAUUCACCGGCACUGGGGCGCUGCGACUCGCCCCCUUUACAGUCACGACCUCUGGGCUGGGAACCCGGUGGAUGGCGGAGGACUCCCUGAACCGAGCCGCCCCCGACGCCACCGCCACGCAGGCCCACGGGCCGUCGGCUCCAUCUCGGUCCCCCGCGGUUCCCACGCGAGCUGCGAAGCUGGAGUCGUGUCUCGAGUGUUGA
This is a messenger RNA of Echinops telfairi (small Madagascar hedgehog), 2109 nucleotides long. It is a transcript of the gene TTLL6, whose product is annotated as tubulin tyrosine ligase like 6. Gene Ontology annotation, molecular function: tubulin binding; tubulin-glutamic acid ligase activity. Lineage: Eukaryota; Metazoa; Chordata; Mammalia; Afrosoricida; Tenrecidae. The record is from RefSeq and is a predicted model, not a curated record. Gene Ontology annotation, biological process: microtubule cytoskeleton organization; protein polyglutamylation. The transcript has 14 exons. Gene Ontology annotation, cellular component: cilium.